AUGGUGCGAAGUCGGUCAGUGAGUUUAUUCCUAGUGCUGUCGCUUUUGGCGAAUGCCUUCAGCGUACCAAUAGAGCCCAUUCGACGGAGACGUAGCUCUCACCACAAUAAUCGAGUUUCAAAGGACACAUCAAAAUUGUCAACUGAUUCUGAUGCAAGUUCCAAAGAAUUAGACUCUGACAAUGACAUUACAAAUCACAACAGAGACUUUGACGAUGAUGAUGACGACGACUUCGAUGAACCUAUGCAACCAGCGUCUACUGUCGGAGGCAGUAACAUAUUCAGUCUGUUAAGACUCGCCAACGCAUUGCUGCCUGGAUUGAGCGGCGCAGAUAACCCAAUAUUUCACAACAUGUUACGAGAAUUGUACUUUUACAAUAACCAAAGGUAUAUAUUACGACGACAAGAUAUUGGAGAUAAUGAAAUAGAUAUAGACUAUGAAAUAGAUUUGAAACCACAUGUGCCAUCGCCAAAUUUUCAAAGAAACGAAAUAGAUGAAAGUGGAAAUGACACCUCAGAAAUUGAUGAAGAUGAUGACGAUAAUGAUUCAGAAGUGAACGACGAUGCGGAAGUAUUUAGUACCGAAGAUAAGGGAAACGACGUUUCUAAUUCGAAACAUGAUUCAGAAUCUAACGAGAACAGUUCUGAUGAUUCUGAUGAACCGCCUGGUGGCGAUGGACAAGGAGGCGGUGUUUUAGGUUUAUUAGCUGGAUUAAGUGGAGGUGAAGACGGCCAAUCUGAUUUGGGAUCUUUACUAGCAACAGUCAGUGGUAUUGUUGCAAAUCUCAGUGGUGAUGGCUUGGAUCUAAACAGUUUAAUUGCAUCAGGAAUAGGACUAUUUGCUGGAUUACUGUCUGAAGGAGCAGAGAAUCCAGGAGCUGUGAUUGCUAGUUAUCUUCUCACAUCACUGGAUACUAUUACAGGCGGCGGCGCACAAAAUAAUGGUGCUUUCUUUGGAAAUCUAGUAUCGAAAUUAGUUAAAGGAACAAGUGCGGCUGGCGAUCCUGAAGCCAGCUCCGAGGAGAACAAAAUGCCAAUGGCUGACUCAGCAGGAUUCUUCAUAAGUCUUAUUACGGCUCUACUUGGAGACAUGUCAGGAGGGAGUUCAAGCUGA
Messenger RNA from Achroia grisella, 1113 nucleotides. Its product is annotated as protein PFC0760c. The record is from RefSeq and is a predicted model, not a curated record. NCBI's taxonomy places the organism in Eukaryota, Metazoa, Arthropoda, Insecta, Lepidoptera, Pyralidae. Bases 1 to 1113 code for a protein of 370 amino acids. The transcript has 8 exons.